This is a messenger RNA of Harmonia axyridis, 315 nucleotides long. RefSeq names its product DNA-directed RNA polymerase II subunit Rpb4 (gene Polr2D). Gene Ontology annotation, cellular component: RNA polymerase II, core complex; P-body. The record is from RefSeq and is a predicted model, not a curated record. NCBI's taxonomy places the organism in Eukaryota, Metazoa, Arthropoda, Insecta, Coleoptera, Coccinellidae. The coding region runs from base 1 to 315 and encodes 104 amino acids. The transcript has 2 exons. Gene Ontology annotation, molecular function: translation initiation factor binding; nucleotide binding. Gene Ontology annotation, biological process: transcription initiation at RNA polymerase II promoter; mRNA export from nucleus in response to heat stress; nuclear-transcribed mRNA catabolic process, deadenylation-dependent decay.
AUGUUACUUGAACAUAGAAAAGCACAAAAUGAGUCAGCUGAAGAAGAACAAGAAUUCUCUGAUGUAUUUAUGAAGACCCUAACAUAUACAAAUCGAUUCAGGAAGUUCAAGAAUAAAGAAACUAUAUCUGCUGUUAGAAACUUACUGAUGCAGAAGAAACUCCACAAAUUUGAAUUGGCUGCUAUUGCUAACUUAUGUCCUGAAAGUACUGAAGAAGCAAAGUCACUUAUUCCAUCCCUGGAAGGAAGGUUUGAAGAUGAAGAGCUACAAGCUGUUUUAGAUGAUAUCAGAACAAAAAGAAGUUUACAAUACUAG